UGCCGGCACGCCGCCCCACGCUUGUGUCGCCUGUCGCAAUACUCGCCAGACGUGUACAUAUCCAUCCUCGGAGAGGAAGGUUACAGUACCUGAGAGGUCGGUUUCCAGUUACACCACUCUUCGGUCAAAUCUCACUAACCUCCCAAUACUCGGAAAAGCUAUUUCCUCGAGCUGCAGGCGAGAGCACGCGUUUCCAAUUCCCAGCCCGUUGAUACACAUGCCGAGCCGUGCCCCGCCGAAUCGACGGAGAAUGUCUGGGCACUUACUGAAACGGAAAAUUGGUUUGCUGGGGAUUCAGGGCAGUAUCAUUACAUGGGAAGUUCUUCCUCCAACUACAUCGCAAACAGCAUCAAUCCAACCACGGAAACUUUGGCAUGGCAUUUGCAUCCACAUUAUAAAGACGUGUCAUGGAUCAGGCGUGACAUUAGCCCCAUGCUGCCCCAACUUCCUCCAUAUGAACAUGCGAAACGGCUCUACCAAGGGCAACAUGCCUACCUCGGGACAAUAUUCUCGUUCGUUCGGGACGCCGAUUUCUACCGCAGAUUAGACGUGGUGUACAGUCGACCGCCGCAUGUCGGCGACCGCGAAGACUGUCUUGUCUACUGUCAGAUGCUCCUCGUAUUUGGCUUCGGACAGAUGUACUCGGUAAAUCAGUGGAUCGGGGACGACGGACCACCCGGAUUCUUCUAUUUCAAACAUGCUCUCAAGUUCCUCCCGGAGGCUUACGAGGAUGGGUCGAUCUUAUUUGUGGAGGUCUUGAGUUACGUCGCGUAUUUCUUGCAGGCCCUGAACCGAAGAGACUCGGCAUACAUCUACAUCGGCCUUGCUCUUCGAAUGGCCAUAUCCCUGGGUCUUCAUCAGGAAGUAAUGGAUCAAGCUAUAAGCACCGAGGAACGGGAGCACAGGCGACGGGUUUGGUGGUCUGUAUAUAGCAUGGAUAGGCUCCUCUCUCUGACCUUGGGUCGUCCUUUUUCCAUUCAAGACGUCGACAUCAAUCUAGCGCUCCCCGGUCAAGUUGGUGACGAGGACCCGCGAGUCUCCUCGAUCUUAGCCUGCUAUGCACAGCUAUCGAGGAUUCAGGGAACAAUCGGGGAGGAGAUUUAUCGAAAGAAGCAGACAUCAAGCAGUAGUUUGUUUGCAUCCGCCCAAAGGAUCAUGAGAAGCCUAUCCGAUUGGUUCGGUAACUUGCCCGAGGAGCUGCGAAUCAACACAUCGAGCCCACCGACUGGCCUGAGCCGUGGAAUCAUCUCAACCCAGCUCCAUUAUUAUCAUUGUAUCAACAUGACCGUCCGUCCGCUACUACUAUAUGCCGUUCAGAGACAAAUGGCGGCGAACACCGGACCAUCCAGCCAUUCGAUAUGGGCAGAGGGUCUGCAAUCCAACAUUAUGGGCAUCAUAGACACGUCCAUCGCGGCGGCACGGUCAAGCAUGGCACUAUGGAAAAUGGCUGCGGAGUACAAUCUUGUCGCAACAUAUGGAUUUAUCGACGGGGAACAAGCCUUCUCUAACGCCUUGCUGCUAGUUAUGGUGAACAUUGCAUUUCCUUACAAAGAUCAGGAUGCAUCGGCCAUGAAUGCCGCGCUGGCGGUUCUUCAAGGAAUGGCCGAAAAAGGGAACAGAUACAUUCAAGCCUGCCAUUCGCUGCUAGUUAGGAUACCAGGCAAUAUGAAGUCAAUCGCGGCGGCAAUCGGGGCCAAUGUAGAACCCGGCAACCCUCGGGUUUCGGGGGACACCGUGCCUGCGAUCCAAAACAACGGGACCGCGCGACCGACGGGGGCAGCGAACGGUACAGACCAAACCGCGGAUAGUUCGCUAGAUCUAGGCUCCUGUGAAGACCCAGACCUCUGGGCGGAGGUUCUGGACUCGAUUGGGAUUGAUAUGGACAGGCAAUGGAUCGAGUCGGCAUUGCUGAGAGAAUGAGAAUCUUGGCGAGAUCUGAAAUUUUGGGGAAGAUGUCUCAUAAGGCGAACUUGCAGGUAAUUUCAAUGGAAUAAGAUGGCUCAAUCAUUCACAAUCCUCGGUACCAACCCUUGAUGCCUUCCCUUACAGUCGGGAACUCCUCACUGGGCCUCUAUACUCAGCAGCCUAGUCCUUCCUCCAUCCCUCCCACCGUUCAAACUCCCCCGUAUCCAGGCCAAACAAGUCUAACAUCCGUCCCACUGAAUGGUCGAUCAUCUCUCCAACGCUGCCUGGUCGCGUGUAAAGCGUCAUCAUGGGUGGAAAUAUGACCGCCCCGGCGCGCGAAACCUCGAGCAUAUUUUGUAAAUGAAUAGCACUGAGUGGCGUUUCGCGCGUCACCAGGACGAGCUUCCGGCGCUCUUUGAGUACCACAUCCGCAGCUCGCGCAAUCAAGUCGUCGCAGAAUCCGUGGCUGACGGCUGCUAGAGUCUUCAUGCUGCAUGGCACCACGACCAUGCCGUCAACGCGGAACGACCCGCUGGCAAUAGGGGCAGCCAUGUCGUGGAUGCUGUGGACGUGGUCAGCGAGGGCGCGGACAUUGGCCACGGUAUAGUCUGUUUCAUAUUUAAGGGUGGCCUCGGCCCAUUUGCUGAGGAUGAGGUGUGUUUCGACGUUGAGGUGACGCAGGGCAAUGAGCGUUUUGAUGCCGAGCAUUGAACCGGUGGCACCUGUCAUGGCGACAAUAAUUCUUUGUCGGGGGCGUGAUAGCUGGUUCCGAUAUGCGUGUCCAUUGCUGUUGUUGUUGUUGUUACCGUUUGUGACAGGGAGGUUUGAAGUGUUGGACGAGAACAUGGUUUCAAGUGUGAGGACGAGGGUAUAUUAAGAGAUGAACAGGAGUAGAGGUAGGAGAAAUGGAUUAGGGCGCUGUGAGGGUUUCUCGGAGAGGAUAUGGCUUUAUACUCCUCUAAUAAAAUGAAUGGUUGAU
This is a messenger RNA of Aspergillus melleus, 2884 nucleotides long. RefSeq names its product fungal specific transcription factor domain-containing protein. Bases 313 to 1920 code for a protein of 535 amino acids. The record is from RefSeq and is a predicted model, not a curated record. The transcript has 3 exons. Gene Ontology annotation, molecular function: zinc ion binding; DNA binding. Gene Ontology annotation, biological process: DNA-templated transcription. NCBI's taxonomy places the organism in Eukaryota, Fungi, Ascomycota, Eurotiomycetes, Eurotiales, Aspergillaceae.